AUGGGUGGAGGAGGCAUGGGUCAGGGAGAGGGGGUUAUGGAGAGGAGAUGGAAAGAUAGAAGGGGUAAAAGGGGAGAGGGGAUGAGGGAUAGAGAGGGUUUUGUUGGGGUGGACUUGUCCUUUAAGGAUAAAUUUUCUAACAGUGUAGAUGGGAGGAGAAAGCGAACAGAGAAAAAGAAAUCUCAAGAAGCAAGAGUUGUUGUAUCGAGAAUAUUCUACACCAUCAACAGAUCAUGGACAGGGAGAAUAACAUUACCAGAACUCAGGAGGAGUAAUCUACUUUCGGUCAUUGCACUAUUAGAGGAAGAAGAUGACAUCAAUCAGAUCACAGAUUUCUUCUCCUACGAGCAUUUCUACGUCAUCUACUGUAAGUUCUGGGAGCUCGACGCGGACCAUGAUCUUUACAUCGACAAGAAAGAUCUGGCACGACAUCAAGAUCAUGCCAUUUCUUCUCGAAUGAUUGACAGAAUUUUUUCUCCUGGAACAGUUCUCAGCCCUGCAUCCGUCAGAGAAGGUCGGAUGAGCUACAAUGAAUUUGUUUCUUUUCUUUUAUCAGAGGAAGACAAAAAACAACCAAUCAGUAUAGAGUACUGGUUCCGAUGCAUGGAUCUGGACGGGGAUGGACUCCUCUCAAUGUUUGAGCUGGAGUUCUUCUACGAGGAGCAACUCAACAAGAUGGAGAGCCUUGGUAUUGAGACCCUGCCGUUUGAAGACUGUUUAUGUCAGCUACUAGAUUUGGUGAAACCUAAGAAUCCAGACUUCAUAACAUUGCAUGAUCUCAAGAACUGCAAGCUGGCUUACAUCUUCUUUGAUACGCUCUUUAACCUGGAGAAAUUCUUGGAACACGAGCAGAGGGAUCCCUUCGCAAGCAAUAGGGAUUAUGAGACCGAGGGUCCGGAGCCAACAGACUGGGAGAAGUAUGCUGCCGAGGAAUACGAGAUGCUGGUAGCGGAGGAGGGAGGACAGGAUACACAACAACACUCACAGCAGGAGGAUGACUGUGACUACGCGGACGACUUUGAGCCUGAGGAUGACAUUAUCACCAUCGACCUUCGGCAGAAGGCCACCAUUUCCGAGCCAGGGGUGGAGCCACCACAGAGGAACAAGUGGAUCGGGGAAGGGGGCGACGACUCGGGCAAGGGGUUAUGACGAUCGCCCCCAGACAGUGUGAUUCUGUAGCCUUGAUGUAUCUUCAUGUAAUAAAGAGCUCUGGUUUUAGGUCUUUUCCAGAUGGCCCCAUCCCUAGUGAAUGGUCACCUCUGAAUACGGCACCACAAAAGUCAGUGCCACGUUUGGUCACGUCUUUUAACAAGAAUUAUAUGAGCUGUGUCAUCAACAUUUGAAGUCUGAAAAGUUGCCAAGACCUGACAACCUUCCUUGCUUUUGGAUGGCUAAGAUGUCCAUGUGUCUAGCUGUUAGUCUGCUAACAACCAUCCUAUGAUCUUAUGGAAUUACUAUAAAAAAAGUGACUGAGAUCGAGAUAAAAUGGCCUGAAGUUCAUUAACUAUUAUAAUUGUGGUCAAAGUUGAAGUGUUGUGUAGCUGUUCUGACUCUCGCCUUUUCCACUACUUGAGGUUCCUCAUGCUCAUGGGCAUAUCCUGUUAAUAGGGUCCUGAGCCAACAGACUAGGAGAAUUAUGCCGUUACGGAAUGUAAGAUAUAGUGGAAGUAUCGUGGUGGAGUGGUUCAGACUCUUGCCUUGCAAUCAUUGGGUCAUGUAUUUGAAUCCCACUGCAACCUCGCUUCCUGUGGCAAGGUGUUAAUCCACACUUUGCCUCUCUCCACCCAGGUGUUCAAUGGGUACCCGGGAGGAUUGCGAAAACCUAUGUAAGUAUGCCUAGCAAUCCAGUCUUGGAACGGUUGUUGGAAUGCUCCCCAGGGAGUGGAGAAAGUGCAUAUCUUGUGAGCAGGCAUGCAAGAGUCCAGUGAUCCGGGUAAUAAUUUUGUAAAGUGCGUAGAGACAUCACUAAUGUAUAAUGCAGAAUAUUAUUGUUAUUAAAAUACAAAAAUGAAUAUGAAUUUUUAAACUCUUGACUAGUAUAAGUAGUAUAACUAGUAUUCCUUUGAAUAGAUUGCUUCCUGUAGAUAACCUAUCUGCAGUGAAUAUCAUGCCUAUAUUGUGUCUUGUGGGCUUCAUCUCAAUAUGCAUAACUGUAAUUUGCAAUAAUUUCUGAUUUGGAAUCAGUUGUAUGCAGGUAAUGAUGUUUCAAACAGUAAUCCAUAUGGAUUAAUUCCAUGGAUAUUCUUUGCAAUUGAUAUCAAAUAUCAAUUACAAAUUUUUGAUUGAUAGAUCAAUUUUCGUUAAAGCAAAUCAAUUGAUGCUUUCAGUGCCUAGAGCGUAAAUGCCCUCCACCCCCCCCCCCCUUUGAUUGGAGAGAGUGUAUACAUUGUGUGCAGGCAAGCCAGAACUCAAUGACGGGUAAUGAUACGUCUGUAAAGUGCUUUGAGAUAUCGUUACAAUCCAAGUUUGUAAGCAGAAUAUUAAGAUCCUUAGUUUAGAUACCAUUUUCACGACAGUAGAGACAGUAGUGUAGUAACUUGCAUUUCUUUUUUUAAUACCAAGACUACUAUCAUAGUUUGAUGCUUCUAUAUACUUUAGAUGCUGCACUCAUACAAGUUGGUCAGUAUUAAAUAACAGUCUAGCUCUCUUUUGAACAACUAGAGAUUGGUAUUCUAUCAUGUUGCGGCUUGCUUCUAUUAUUUUUGUUCUGCUAUUCAGUAUUUCUCAGAAAUCUUUUUGAUACCUCUGUAGCCUUAUUCCAGCUUGAGUUUUGAAGAUGCAUACUUCAUUGGUGUAGGGAUGCCACUUUACAAAACUGAUUUAGAAGAUCGCUUUGUUUAAGCGUUCCCAUCAUAAUCUCUGAACUAGUUAAAGGUAAAAGAAAGUAGUUGCAGCAAACAAUUAUUUCAUGAGAAAGUGUUGAAAAUCAAGGUUAAUUGCCACAAUAGCAUAGAUCUAGAUCUGGUACAUUGAAAUAAACUUAUCUUUGUGAAAUCAUGAAAUUUAGCUGAAAACCAAUAAUUCUGAUGAUCACUGACACAAACAUGCAUAUGUGGGACAAUGUAUUAAUAUGACUUGGAAAAAUACCUGACGUUUUAUGGAAUUCCGUGCAUAUUUCGCUCCUUUCUCAGCAAUUACUAAUUUUUUCCAAGAGUCAUAUGGCACAUAUUUCUUAUUUAUACAUUCAAACAUUAUAAUCUGUUCGAAAUCAUUUUGAGAUCGUUACCACAACUGGCAUUUAUCUAUAAGAUUUCCAGGACCACUUAUAAUCAUUUCUAGGAUUGCUUGGAGUGUUCUACUUCAGGUUAAACUGCUUUCCACUAAACUAGUUUAAGAAUGUGGAUGAGUACAGGUUCUUACUUUACUUGUCUUUUUAUAUUAUUGAGAAUUUCAAUGAAUUUUGUAGACUUGCAUAAUUUGGAUGUUGUAUUUGUCAAGGUGAUGAUGCAGUGAUUCUAGCUGCACAUUGAAAGCAAUAGAUGUCUGAGCUUCAUAUGAACAAAUUAAAAUGAACUUUGUUGUGAAGAUAUAAAGUUUGAAUGUCUUGCAGUAUUCCCCUCCCCCCCCCCCCCUCCUCUCUCUCCCUCUCUCUCUGUUUACAAUCUUCAUCAACAGUUUUCUACAAUGUAAUAAUUAAAUCCUUACCUAAGUAUUAUAGGAAGAAGGGGGAAAAAAUCAUUCUCAAGAGAGGGCGCUGAAUUAGAUUUAAUCACCAACUUCAAAUUUUGACAAAGAAUAAAUUGAUGGAAAAUUAUAUCAUAACUAUUUGAAUUUUAGAAUAUUUAAUCCAGUGUUUUCAAAUUAUCGAAUCUAUACCCAAACGUAAGACAUGGGGUGGUUCUCCCCUCCCCUCAGAUUUUUUUCAAACGUGCUCGUACUCAGAAAUUUGUCUAGUAACAGUAGUUUGUAUUUCUUUAAGAGCUCAAUGGGUCAUGUGCACUUAUUCUGUUGUGUAUAUGGAGGUCAAACUAUUCUUUCUGGUUUAAACCUCAUUCAUUAAUUCUGGCCAUGUAUUCUAUGUUCUUUUAGUGUCAUUUUUCUAAAGCAAUACACCAAGGGACUUUGAAAGUCAUCUGUACUUUUACUAUGUACAGCUUUAUCAUACACAGCUAGAGAAUGAUGCAUUUUAUUACAGUGGCGGAUCCAGGCGGGGCGCAAGGGUCACACACCCCCUUUAUAUUUUGAAAAUUACCCAUUUAAUAUGCAUAUUUAUAGCAAAAUCUGAAGAAAUUGUCUAUGCCUCCACUAUUUUGCUCUUUGCAGUUGUAUAUUGUAUUGGAGUUAUUGAAAAUUAAUAAAAUACAUUUUAAAGAAAAAAUACAAAUUGCUCUUUGCGCCCCCUUUGUUUCGAAAUCCUUGAUCCGCCACUGCAUAUGUAAUAAUUGUUGCCAUUUUAGAGCUGGGUUUGUGAAGCAAUCCGCCAUGAUGCUAAUAAUCAGAAUGUUCAGUAAUACUGUCUUUAUCUAUAGGUGUAUUUCUAACAAUAUUUGUCUGUAUAUUUUGCUCUACAAAGCUAUCUCAAUUCAAUUUGAAUUAUACAAUGAAUUUGCUGUAGUACUACUUAUAUUGACUCUUUAGGAUGUGUCAAGAAUUAUAAGUGCACUUCUUUCUCUUCUUUUUGCAAGGAGUUUUUUUUUGUAAAAUUUAUAUUCAGGAUGCCUUAUUGAUAGUCUAAUAUUUAUUGUAAUAGUUGUCUAUUAUAGGAAUUAAUUAUUUGUGAGAUUAUUUAUUAUGUACAGGGGAUAGAUAUUUAUGUGUAUAAGAAGGAAUAUGAAUUAUAUGAGAGUUAGCAGGCCUGGCAUAGUGUCUCAACAUUCAAAUGAAAUGUGAUAUUGAUUAUGGACUAUAUGUAACAAGUGUCAUGAUGAUUAAAUUGUGUUUAAUUUGACUGAUGGAUUUAUCAUGAUUUCAAGCAUGCGUGUAGUUCAAAUGGCAAUGUAAUUCUUUGAUUUAUGACUUGAAUGCGAAUGUGCACUUCAGAUUCUCCAAUACAAAUGAGUAUGUUUAUUCUUUGAAUGCGUAAUCACAGUAAAAGUAACAAUUAUAUUCCAAUCUACUUUUGGAAUUAUAUUUUCCUCUGUAGUAAUUGCUUGUGGGAAAAUUUAAAUGUGAACUUCGUAUUAAUUGAUUAUAUUUCUCUUUUCCAUUCUCAAUUUUAAAAUCUCAAAUGAUCCCCCACAAAAGAUAAUGUAUUGUAAAUGUUUUUCUAGCAAAUAUGCUUAAAAAUAGCAUCUCCACAUGAACCUUAUACAUGUAUGUAAGGCAUUUAAUGAUGUCAUAACAAAGCCCCCUCAAAAAAAAGUAGACCUUAUAAUCUGUUAACUUGUUUGAUGUUUCAAUAGCAGUCCAAUCAUAUUUAUAAAAUAAUAUCAGCUUAUAUGGUGAUAUCUACAUCAGAUCUAAAUAAUUAGAUUCAUGGAAUAGUUGAUGUACCACUUGCCUUGAUUUUUAAAGCUAGGAAAGGAGUAACUAACGGCAUAAAUAUUAAUGGCCUGCAAUUACUUCAGAAAGUAUUUGAAUGUAUGAAUACAUUAUGUGAUACAUUUUGUGAUAUUAUAAUUAUGUGUGUUAUUUUAAUGAACCAAACUUUAUUUCCGGGGCGAUUUUAGUAUGUUACAUACAUGGAUCCAGGAGUUUGGAUACAGGGGGCAUGUGCCACCCCCCCCCCCCCCUACUGUAGGCAAAAUUUACAAUGUGCCCCUCCCCCACCCCAGAACUUUUGUUAUAUUUUUUUAUUAGUUGCCUCCCAUUUUGAAGUGAAAGAAUCCCACUUUUUUGCAAAUUAGAUUAUCCUGAAAAAAAUAACCUAUUUUGAAUGCAAAACUUUUUUUCACAAUUUUAUGUGCUCCAUCUCCGACAUCAUGGAUACGCCCCUGUUUUGGUAUCGUUUCAAGAGUUGGUAGUUUUUGGUUGAAGAGAUGAUAGGGGUGUAAAGGUCUUAAUAUUUAGUGUGCUUGAUUUAUCAAUCAUUUUUAUGUUGAUUCUCUGGGAGAUCAAUUGAAAAGGAAAAUAGAUUUUCUGCAAAAAAAAGUUAUUAUUAAAAAAGAAGAUAUUUGCAAUCCUAA
Messenger RNA from Lytechinus pictus (painted urchin), 6065 nucleotides. RefSeq names its product serine/threonine-protein phosphatase 2A regulatory subunit B'' subunit beta-like. Lineage: Eukaryota; Metazoa; Echinodermata; Echinoidea; Temnopleuroida; Toxopneustidae. The coding region runs from base 1 to 1149 and encodes 382 amino acids. Gene Ontology annotation, molecular function: protein phosphatase regulator activity; calcium ion binding. The transcript has 10 exons. The record is from RefSeq and is a predicted model, not a curated record. Gene Ontology annotation, biological process: protein dephosphorylation. Gene Ontology annotation, cellular component: protein phosphatase type 2A complex.